Molecule: messenger RNA, 2532 nt
Organism: Saccharomyces mikatae IFO 1815
Lineage: Eukaryota; Fungi; Ascomycota; Saccharomycetes; Saccharomycetales; Saccharomycetaceae
Gene: SSL2
Product: TFIIH/NER complex ATPase/helicase subunit SSL2
Exons: 1
Coding region: 1-2532 (843 amino acids)
Biological process (GO): nucleotide-excision repair; transcription initiation at RNA polymerase II promoter
Cellular component (GO): nucleotide-excision repair factor 3 complex; transcription factor TFIIH holo complex; transcription preinitiation complex
Molecular function (GO): 3'-5' DNA helicase activity; hydrolase activity; ATP binding
Source: RefSeq, a predicted model, not a curated record
AUGACGGACGUUGAAGGUUACCAAACUAAGAGCAAGGGGAAAAUCUUCCCGGAUAUGGGUGAGUCCUUCUUCUCAUCAGAUGAAGACUCACCAGCUACUGAUGCAGAGGUCGAUGAGAACUAUGACGAUAACAAGGAAACUUCGAAUGGAGGUGGUGAGGAAAGGGACACUGGUGCCAUGGUGACAGGGCUGAAGAAGCCACGUAAGCGGACGAAGAGUAGCAGGCAUACGGCAACGGAUUCUUCUAUGAACCAAAUGGACGCUAAGGAUAAGGCGCUUUUGCAAGACAAUAAUAGCGAUAUACCAUCGGAUUUUGUUCCAGAUUCUGUCUCAGGGAUGUUUAGAAGCCAUGAUUUCAGUUACUUGAGAUUGAGACCCGAUCAUGCUUCCAGGCCCCUUUGGAUCUCGCCGAGUGACGGUAGAAUCAUACUGGAAAGUUUCUCUCCAUUGGCAGAACAGGCUCAGGACUUUUUGGUCACCAUUGCAGAACCUAUAAGUAGGCCCUCUCAUAUUCAUGAAUACAAGAUCACAGCAUACUCUUUGUAUGCAGCCGUUUCUGUUGGUUUAGAGACAGACGAUAUCAUCUCGGUUUUAGAUAGAUUAUCUAAAGUACCCGUUGCGGAAUCGAUAAUCAACUUCAUUAAGGGAGCUACUAUUUCGUACGGUAAAGUGAAGUUAGUUAUCAAGCAUAAUAGAUAUUUCGUGGAAACUACGCAGGCAGAUAUUUUACAAAUGUUAUUGAAUGAUUCUGUUAUCGGACCUUUGAGGAUAGAUAGUGAUCAUCAGGUGCAACCAGCAGAGGAUACAUUGCAGCAUCUUGAGAAGAGCACCGGAAAACCUGCCGCUAACGUUAAUCCGAACGAUGUGGAGGCCGUGUUUAGUGCAGUUAUAGGUGGCGAUAAUGAGCGGGACGAUGAUGAUGAUGACAUUGAUGCUGUCCACUCUUUUGAAAUUGCCAAUGAGUCUGUUGAAGUCGUGAAAAAAAGAUGCCAAGAGAUAGAUUAUCCCGUGUUGGAGGAAUACGACUUCAGAAAUGAUCAUAGAAAUCCAGAUUUAGAUAUUGAUCUAAAACCUUCCACUCAGAUCAGACCUUACCAAGAAAAAUCACUGAGUAAAAUGUUUGGUAAUGGUCGUGCUCGUUCAGGGAUCAUUGUUUUGCCAUGUGGUGCAGGUAAGACAUUGGUCGGCAUUACUGCGGCAUGUACUAUAAAAAAGUCGGUAAUCGUUUUGUGUACUUCAUCAGUAUCCGUCAUGCAAUGGAGACAACAAUUUUUACAAUGGUGUACCUUGCAACCAGAGAAUUGUGCCGUUUUCACCUCUGAUAAUAAGGAAAUGUUCCAAACAGAAUCUGGUUUGGUUGUUUCCACUUAUUCGAUGGUGGCAAACACAAGAAAUAGGUCCCAUGAUUCGCAAAAAGUUAUGGACUUCUUAACCGGUAGAGAAUGGGGAUUCAUAAUUCUUGAUGAAGUUCAUGUGGUGCCUGCUGCAAUGUUCCGUAGGGUUGUCUCCACAAUUGCAGCACAUGCCAAGUUGGGGUUGACUGCGACUUUGGUCAGAGAAGAUGAUAAAAUUGGUGAUUUAAAUUUCUUAAUUGGUCCGAAACUUUACGAGGCAAAUUGGAUGGAACUGUCCCAAAAGGGACAUAUUGCAAACGUCCAAUGUGCAGAGGUUUGGUGUCCUAUGACAGCGGAAUUUUAUCAAGAGUAUCUAAGAGAAACUGCAAGGAAAAGAAUGUUGUUGUAUAUCAUGAAUCCAACCAAGUUUCAAGCAUGUCAAUUCUUAAUCCAGUAUCACGAAAGGAGAGGUGAUAAGAUUAUUGUCUUUUCUGAUAAUGUCUAUGCUUUGCAAGAAUAUGCUUUAAAAAUGGGGAAACCAUUCAUUUAUGGUUCCACGCCGCAACAAGAACGUAUGAACAUCCUGCAAAAUUUCCAAUAUAAUGAUCAAAUUAAUACCAUCUUUCUAUCAAAAGUCGGUGAUACUUCCAUCGAUUUACCGGAAGCUACUUGUCUGAUUCAAAUAUCUUCACACUACGGUUCUCGUCGUCAAGAAGCGCAAAGACUAGGAAGAAUUUUAAGAGCUAAAAGACGUAAUGACGAAGGUUUCAAUGCGUUUUUUUAUUCCCUGGUUUCUAAGGACACUCAAGAAAUGUAUUAUUCAACAAAGAGACAAGCUUUUCUGGUGGAUCAAGGUUACGCAUUCAAAGUUAUUACACAUUUACACGGGAUGGAGAACAUUCCAAAUUUGGCAUAUGCUUCACCCAGGGAACGUAGAGAACUCCUGCAAGAAGUAUUGUUGAAGAACGAAGAGGCUGCUGGUAUUGAAGUUGGCGAUGACGCUGAUAAUUCUGUUGGGAGAGGUUCAAACGGUCACAAAAGGUUCAAAUCUAAGGCCGUUAGAGGCGAAGGUUCAUUGGCUGGCCUUGCUGGCGGUGAAGACAUGGCAUACAUGGAAUAUACUACGAACAAGAACAAAGAACUGAAGGAACAUCAUCCAUUAAUUAGAAAGAUGUAUUACAAGAAUUUAAAGAAGUGA